This is a messenger RNA of Setaria italica (foxtail millet), 1157 nucleotides long. RefSeq names its product ethylene-responsive transcription factor ERF014. NCBI's taxonomy places the organism in Eukaryota, Viridiplantae, Streptophyta, Magnoliopsida, Poales, Poaceae. The record is from RefSeq and is a predicted model, not a curated record. The transcript has a single exon. Gene Ontology annotation, biological process: regulation of DNA-templated transcription. Bases 152 to 850 code for a protein of 232 amino acids. Gene Ontology annotation, molecular function: DNA binding; DNA-binding transcription factor activity.
AAGUAGCGGCAUCACUGAUCGAGCUAGCUCGGAAGAGAAACCUUGCAUUGCAUCGCGAACCAUCGCCGUCGCGUCAGGGGAAACCAAGAAACCACAGCAAGCGUCGUUUGGGCAGGAGCCGGAGGGAGAGGGAGAGAGCGAGGUAGCGGCUAUGGUGAAGACGACGCGGGCGAGCGAUGACAUCGCGGCCGCGGCAGCGCACGGCGGCAAGAGGACGUACAAGGGCGUGCGGAUGCGGAGCUGGGGCUCGUGGGUGUCGGAGGUGCGGGCGCCGGGGCAGAAGACGCGGAUAUGGCUGGGGUCCCACUCCACCGCCGAGGCCGCGGCGCGGGCCUACGACGCCGCGCUGCUCUGCCUCAAGGGCUCCGCGGCCGCCGCCGACCUCAACUUCCCGCUCCGCCUCCCGUUCGACCUGCCCCCCGCCGCCAUGUCGCCCAAGGCCAUCCAGCGCGUCGCCGCCGCCGCAGCCGCGGCGGCCAGCAACGGCGGCGCGGACUUCGCGGCGUGCGCCGCCGCCGACAAUAAUGCCGACAGCGGCUGCAGCGGCACCGCCACCCCGGCGUGGAGCAACGGCUCGCCCAGCGACGCCUCCGCGGUCAGCUCCCCGGAGUCGACGUUGAGCAGCGAGAGUGAGCUCACGGCCCACUACGGCGACGGCGACGGCGACGCGGACUACUACAACUCGCUCGCGGACAUCGACGCCUUCUUCCAGUCGCCCAAGUGCAUGGAGUACGCCAUGAUGGACCCCUGCAGCGCCUUCUUCGCGCCGGCGCCGAUGGCGAUGGACGACGGAUGCUGGGAGGAGGAAGGCGACAUUGCGCUCUGGAGCUUCUCCACUUUCGACUGCUGAAGUGGCGUCAGAAAAGUGUGGAAGCAAUCCAGUUACUGACUAAUCGCCGAUCAAGUGACCAAAACUGGUCAUUGUUGGCACAAAAAGUAUUAAAGUAUAGUUAAAUUCUAUAUAUAUUUGAUAAAUUUAAUUCGAUGUAAACAAAUGUAAUAACCUAAUUAGUAAUUAUGCAUUGUAGGGGGAGCUCUCAUGGAGCUACAUGUUUUAAGGUAGUUCCCAUGGAGUUAACCUCUUUACAAUUGCUUGUUAUGAGUAAAGGCAGCUUUAUUACAAGCAUAUAAUUACACAAAAUGGCUUAUCAUCAUAA